This is a messenger RNA of Ochotona princeps (American pika), 1164 nucleotides long. RefSeq names its product tRNA methyltransferase 61A (gene TRMT61A). The transcript is spliced from 4 exons. Gene Ontology annotation, biological process: tRNA methylation. Gene Ontology annotation, cellular component: nucleus; tRNA (m1A) methyltransferase complex. The record is from RefSeq and is a predicted model, not a curated record. The coding region runs from base 138 to 1007 and encodes 289 amino acids. NCBI's taxonomy places the organism in Eukaryota, Metazoa, Chordata, Mammalia, Lagomorpha, Ochotonidae.
GGUGGCGGGCUGCGGGGAGACGCGGGUCAGCCAGCACCGAGCGCCCCCGCCGUCGGGCCUUGCAAACUGCUCCCGGCGCCGCGGGCACGGGUCCCCGGCGUCCACCCCCACCCCCGGGACGCGGCCAAGGUCCCACCAUGAGCUUCGUGUCCUACGAGGACCUCGUCAAGGAGGGUGACACGGCCAUCCUGUCCCUGGGCCACGGUGCGAUGGUGGCGGUGCGCGUCCAGCGAGGGGCGCAGACGCAGACCCGGCACGGCGUCCUGCGGCACUCGGUGGACCUCAUCGGCCGCCCCUUCGGCUCCAAGGUGACGUGCGGCCGCGGGGGCUGGGUGUACGUGCUGCACCCCACGCCCGAGCUGUGGACGCUGAACCUGCCGCACCGCACGCAGAUCCUCUACUCCACCGACAUCGCCCUGCUGACCAUGAUGCUGGAGCUGCGGCCUGGCUCUGUGGUCUGCGAGUCCGGCACUGGCAGCGGUUCUGUGUCCCACGCCAUCAUCCGCACAGUGGCGCCCACUGGCCACCUGCACACAGUGGAGUUCCACCAGCAGCGGGCAGAGAAGGCCCGUCAGGAGUUCCAGGAGCACCGUGUGGGCCGCUGGGUAACCGUGCACACACAAGAUGUGUGCCGCAGUGGCUUCGGCGUGAGCCACGUGGCCGACGCUGUGUUUCUGGACAUCCCAUCGCCCUGGGAGGCCGUGGGCCAUGCCUGGGACGCCCUCAAGGUCGAAGGUGGGCGCUUCUGCUCCUUCUCACCCUGCAUCGAGCAGGUGCAGCGCACGUGCCAGGCCCUGGCAGCCCGCGGCUUCACAGAGCUCAGCACCCUGGAGGUGCUGCCCCAGCUCUACAAUGUGCGUACAGUCAGCCUGCCCCUUGCGGACCUGGGGGCCAGCGAUGGGCCCUCCGCUGGCUCUGAGGCCAGCCCCUUCCGCAGCGGCACGCCCAUGAAGGAGGCCGUGGGCCACACCGGCUACCUAACCUUCGCCACCAAGAGCCCUGGCUAGUGGUCUGCAGAUGAGCCCGGAUGCUGAGAGUACCACUGGGCCGGCAGGAGGCCGGAGGCUGCCUUGUAUGGUCAGCGGACAUCUGUCUGACCUGUUUUGGGAACAGCUGGUGGGGUGGAGCUUGUGGCCUCCUGGGUGACUAAAGAGAGGGGUGGAG